AUGGCGAUCAUAGUCCGGAAAGUCGGCUCGGAGACCGCCGCGUUGUCGCCGGAGACCGUCGAGCUGAUGUACGACCUCGAGGCGCUCAUCGAUCAGCUCCCGAUGCGACACGAGGUGUGCCUCCAUUCCAGCGCCGAUCCCGCUCCGGGCGGCAGAUGCGUCCACCGCGGCGUCACCAACCUCUGGUGCAACCGCACGCAGUACGAGGCGGAGGUCGGGUCCAAGCCGGAUCCCGCCGUCGCUCUCGUGGACGUGGUCAACUCUCGCGCUGUCGGCUGCCUCGGGAUGCCCAUCGAGAACCACCGAGUCUUUGGCUCGCCGACGUACGACGACGGAUCGACUUUUCGCUCCGCCGUCCCGGGAGUCUCUCGGAUCACGGGCGCCGUCUACGCGUCGUCGUGGUUUUUGCUGGACGUCGCCGAGGCGCGGGAGAGCGUGGUGAGUGCGCACACCGGGGCGUUCGAGAGGCUGAUGCGCCGGGAGCAGUCGCGGCUGGCGGCGCAGGGCUGGGAGGUUGAAUUCGCGUACCAGGAGGCUUUCGACGGCGAGAUUGCGCGAUCGGUCACCGGGGAUAUACCGCUGGUCAUCGCGUCGUUUACGUUCACGCUCGUCGCCGCGGUGGGAACCCAGAUGCACCUGGCGCGGCCGGAGAUGGGCGCCGCGACGCAGGCGUCGUUGGGUCUGGCGUGCGUGGCUCUGAGCGUCUUUGCCGGAUACGGCAUCGUGAUUUUUUUUGGGGUACCGUUCACGUCGCUGAGCCUGGUGGGCAUAUUCAUCCUCCUCGGCGUCGGGGUGGACGACGUGCUCGUGCUGCUCGAGGCGUUUCGGCUGGCGAGGAUCACGAUACCGGACGGCGGGACGGUGGAGGAGCGGGCGCGAUUCGCGACGGAGCGCGCGGGCGUCAGCAUAACCAUCACCAGCGCGACCAACAUAAUCGCUUUUUCGCUAGGGUCGAUGACGGUGAUUCCCGCGGUGAACUGGUUCUGCGCGUACAUGGCCUGCGCGAUCCUGUUCGAUUUCUUGUUGUGCGUCACGCUGUUCAUGGCCGUCAUCGUGUGGCACGAGAGGCGUGAUCAGGCAAAGGGGCUGCCGGCGAUUGCGUACAAAAAGUCCGCCGUCGAGACGGUUCCCCUGCCCGGUCUCGAGACUCCCGACAACGACUCGGGCAGCACCAUCGCGAAGGUGGUGGACGGUGAGGUUAAGGCGGUCGAGAAGGCGACGCAGAGGAGGAGGACGUGGACGGCGGGGGUGACGUUCGAGGGUGUCUUCCGGGGGCAGCACAUGCGGGCCUACGGCGACUUUCUCAUGCUCACUCCGGUUCGAGUCGUGGUUGUGUGCGGAUUCCUGGCGUUUGGGAUGUCCUCCCUGCUUCUCAUGAGCCGCAUAGAGGAAGGUUUGCCCCGCACGUCGCUCGCGCCCGAUGACUCGUUCCUGGUUGGAUUCUUCUCCAUCUUCGACACCACGUACCAGGCGCAGGAGGGUCUGACUUUGGAUCUACACGUCCAAGGGGUGGAUCACUCGAGUCCGGAGAUUCAGGCGAGGGUCAUGGCCGCGUGGGGCAUGCACCUGCGUUCGGGCGUCAUCGAGCCCCUGCACAAACCAAACGGCGGGUGGAUGGUGGCGCAAAACACCCCGCUGGACUCGAGGUACUCGUCCCCGAGGAGUUGGCUCACGGUGGUGACGCAGGUUGCGAUUGCCGCGAACGCGACUGCGCCGUGCAGGGCUCUGGGAGUAUCGCCGCGAGUGUGCGCCGCCGCCGCCGUGCCUUACAGACUCGCGGACGACAGCCUCACGGACGACUUCGACCCGCCGCUGGUCGUCCGAUCGGCGUUCAACGCGACGUUGAACGAGGCUCUCGAGCUGGUACCCUCGAUGUCCGAUAGGCUCAUUCGGAGGCGAACCGACGGAGUUUUGGUCGCCAGCAUCGUCAGCACGAAGGCGGUGCCCGUGGCGGGUCAGUACAAGCGACAGCUGGAUAUUUACAAGGAGUGCGUCCGUUUGGAUGAAGCCAUAAACGCCGAGGUCUUCACCGGCGCGGAGGUCAACGCCGAGUUGACCCCGUACGUGACGAAUGGCGUGAGCAUACCGAAUCUGCGGGUGUUCACGUUUAACAAUUUCUUGGUGUACUGGCAACAGGACGCGGUUCUGAAGGACGAGCUCGUGACAAACCUGACGUUCGCGGGGUUGGGCGUGCUGAUCGUGUGCAUGAUCGCGCUGGCGCACCCCGCCGCGCUCAUCGCCGUGAGCGGCGUCGGCAUCGUCGACAUAUUCCUCUUCGGCUCGUUGAUCAUCGGCGGCAUCCGCUUCAACGUCAUCUCCGUGGUUAACUUUGUCAUGGCCGUCGGGCUGGCGGUUGAUUACACGCUGCACUUUUGCCACGCGUUCCUCGCGCAGCCCGGCGCGAACAGGAUAACGAGGGUGAAGUACACCCUGAACACCAUGGGCGACUGCAUACUGAAGGGGGGCGGGACGACGCUGGUCGGCACGCUUCCCAUGGCGUUCAGCACGAGCACGAUAUUUCGCGUGUUCUUCGCGCUCCUCUUCUCGACGAUUCUGUACGGCUUGGCCGUGGGGCUGGUGCUGCUGCCGGUGGUUCUGAGCGUGAUCCCCAUGCCACCGGCGCCCCACCUGAAGCACGACUACCGCGACUGGUACGUCAACCCAAACAGACCACCGGACGGCGUGUGA
Messenger RNA from Micromonas commoda, 2688 nucleotides. Its product is annotated as resistance-nodulation-cell division superfamily. Gene Ontology annotation, cellular component: membrane. Lineage: Eukaryota; Viridiplantae; Chlorophyta; Mamiellophyceae; Mamiellales; Mamiellaceae. The coding region runs from base 1 to 2688 and encodes 895 amino acids. The transcript has a single exon. The record is from RefSeq and is a predicted model, not a curated record.